CUGCUCGUGCUGCUGGCGGCGGCGGCGGCGGGGCCGGGCGGCGGCGGCGCGGCGCGGCUGUACCGCGCGGGCGAGGACGCCGUGUGGGUGCUGGACAGCGGCAGCGUGCGCGGGGCCACGGCCAACAGCUCGGCCGCGUGGCUCGUGCAGUUCUACUCGUCGUGGUGCGGCCACUGCAUCGGCUACGCACCCACCUGGCGGGCCCUGGCCGCGGACGUGCGAGAUUGGGCCACCGCCAUCCGCGUGGCUGCUCUGGACUGUGCGGAAGAAAAGAACCAGGAAGUGUGCCGCGCCUACGACGUCCACUUCUACCCCACCUUCAGGUAUUUUAAAGCAUUUACAAAGGAGUUUACAACUGGAGAAAAUUUUAAAGGACCCAACAGAGAGCUGCAGACGGUCAGACACACGAUGAUUGACUUCCUGCAGAACCACACGGAGGGGAGCCGGCCUCCGGCAUGCCCGCCUCUGGACCCAGUUCCGCCCAGUGACAUUCUUUCUCUCAUUGACAACCGUGGUGGCCGUUAUGUGGCUAUUUUAUUUGAAAGCAACAGCUCCUACCUUGGACGAGAGGUGAUUUUAGACUUGAUUCUGUAUGAAAACAUCGUGGUGACCAGAGCACUGGAUGCAGAUAAAGCUCUUCUGGAGAACCUUGGUGUUUCUUCAGUCCCUGCAUGUUAUUUGAUCCACCCAAACGGAUCACACGGAUUAAUCAACAUUGUGAAGCCUCUCCGAUCGUUCUUUUCCUCGUAUUUGAAGUCACUGCCAGAUGUGAGGAAAAAGUCACUUUUCUUGCCCGAAAAGCCAAACAAAGAAGAAAAUUCCGAAACGGUAGUUUGGAGAGAAUUCGACAAGUCCAAGCUGUACACGGCUGACCUGGAGUCGGGCCUGCACUACCUGCUGAGGGUGGAGCUGGCGGCCCACAAGUCUCUGGCGGGAGCGGAGCUGAAGACACUCAAGGACUUCGUCACCGUCGUUGCCAGGUUGUUCCCAGGCCGACCGCCGGUCAGGAAGCUGUUGGAGACGCUGCAGGAGUGGCUGGCCAGCCUUCCCCUGGACAGCAUCCCUUACAACGCCAUCCUCGACCUGGUCAACAACAAGAUGCGGAUUUCUGGAAUAUUCCUUACUAAUCACAUAAACUGGGUUGGAUGUCAAGGAAGCCGACCUGAGUGGAGGGGUUACCCAUGCUCACUCUGGAAAUUAUUCCACACUUUGACCGUUCGAGCCUCAACCCACCCCAAAGCCCUGGCUGGCACAGGCUUUGAGGACGACCCCCAGGCGGUGCUGCAGGCCGUGCGCAGGUACGUGCGCACCUUCUUUGGCUGUAGAGAGUGUGGGGAGCACUUCGAGGAGAUGGCCACGGAGUCCCUGGACUCGGUGAAGACCCCGGACCAGGCAGUUCUCUGGCUUUGGAAGAAGCACAACGUCGUCAACGGCCGCCUGGCUGGCCACCUGAGUGAGGACCCCAAGUUCCCAAAGGUUCCGUGGCCCACUCCAGACCUCUGCCCUGCCUGCCAUGAGGAAAUUAAGGGCCUGGACAGCUGGGAUGAAGGCCACGUGCUCAUGUUCCUGAAGAGGCACUACAGCCGCAGCAACCUCGUGGACACGUACUCUGUGGACCACGGAGACCCUGGUGCAGGGGGAGCCCCGGCCCGGGGUGAGGAGGAGGAGAAAGGACUCACUCCCCCAGAGAAGGCCCGUGGAGGCCACGAUCCCAAGAGCCUUCCUCCGCCCAGUGUGCUGGGUCCCGGACCCCGCCUGUCGGAGAGCUUGCGCCACAGGCUGGACGUAAAACGCCAGGACCCGCACGCGUCUGGCAUCCGCAAGGAAGCCGAGGCAGCCGUGCCCUUCCUCGGGGUCGGCUUCUCCAGCCUGGACAUGAGUCUGUGCGUCGUGCUGUACGUGGCCUCGUCCUUGUUCCUCAUGGUGAUGUACUUUUUCUUCCGGGUGAGAUCCAAGCGAUGGAAAGUCAAGCAUUACCACCCGGCCGUGUAGCGCCUCCCCAGCAGCGUUAGCAAGAUGGUGGACGCGCCUUUGGAAAACAGCCCUGCCCCCGUGCCGCCUGCAGCUUUAACACUUAUGAUCAGGGAUCUUACAAACACGCCAGACCUGGUUUCACAUCAGAUAGCACCUCUCUCGGCUUCCAGGUCCUCGUUUUACAAACGCUCUUCUGGGGAGAGAAGGACUCCGGGUGUUCUUGCGCGAAUAUUUGCAUUCCUGCUCCUUUGCGGAUCCUACGGCAAAAAGACUCCUGUGUUUCUACUUUCGCAGACCUAAGACAGAGGUGGGGAGCCCAGGCCCGACGCUGUUCCCCACCAGCUGGACUGGACUGAGCGCCUCAUCUGUCAAGGCCUUGCUUUUGUAUUGGGGGAAAAACCUACCUCCCCCACCCAGGCUGCUCUUGGUGACAGGACAGAGCCGGGAGCACAGGCGGCCUCCCAGACGCUCUCUGGGCCUCGGCCCCUCGGAGCAAGCACGGUCCUCAGUGACUUGCCUGUGCCGUGUGCUUUUCAGCUGCUUGGUGGCUUCUGCUUCAGCAGGGGGACACUUCGGGGGGCUUAGGGAGCUCAGAUCCAGAGAGGAAGGUGUCUUAGUUUCCCGCGCUGCACAGGUGGUUGUCGCUCCAAGGGAGGCUUGACUGUGCCAGGCCAGGAGGAGCCAGUGAGUCUGUGGCUUUGCUGCAUUUCAAGAAAUAACCCCAGAGGCCUUACGGAGGGCACUGACGGUGAGGACGGUGGCCCGUUUUAUUCCUCGAAGGCAGUGCCUUUGUUUGCUAAUCUGGGGAGCAGAUGAGGGCCGUCCCAGUCUGCCCGUCCUGCGGGAGGGGUGGUGAGGAGCGGUCUGCUCUGCUCAGUGCAGUCCCCAGGGAGGCGUCUCCCCAGGAGCCCUUUGUUGGCUGUUCUUCAUCUGUCACCCUGGGAGCGACCUGCAGGUCCGGUGGCCGCACAUGCCUCCCUCUGGGCGCCGGUGCCCGGUGCCAGGCUUUGCUCUCAGAAGCUGUUUGGGGAGGGUCCCCACGCAGGCACCAGCCUCCCGGGCUUAGGCCAUGUUUUCUUUACCAUUUAAUUUAAACAUGUUGUUCUAAAACCCAAAACAUUUAGUGGUAAAUUUGCCUCUGAAGACUUAAACAAACAAAACAAAUAUACUAUUUCUGGGAACAUUUAUACUGAGAAUCUCUGUGGCUGUUGGCUUGUCUCUUAAGCUUCAUUGUAUUUGGAUAAAACAGGCUCAUAUGUAUUUGUCUACCUGUGUGUAUGUGUAUGUGUGUGUGUGUGUGUGUGUGUGAGAGAG
This is a messenger RNA of Propithecus coquereli (Coquerel's sifaka), 3288 nucleotides long. RefSeq names its product quiescin Q6 sulfhydryl oxidase 2 (gene QSOX2). The annotation marks the transcript as partial. Gene Ontology annotation, molecular function: protein disulfide isomerase activity; flavin-dependent sulfhydryl oxidase activity. The record is from RefSeq and is a predicted model, not a curated record. Lineage: Eukaryota; Metazoa; Chordata; Mammalia; Primates; Indriidae. Gene Ontology annotation, biological process: protein folding. Gene Ontology annotation, cellular component: Golgi membrane. The transcript has 12 exons.